This is a messenger RNA of Porites evermanni, 351 nucleotides long. Lineage: Eukaryota; Metazoa; Cnidaria; Anthozoa; Scleractinia; Poritidae. The record is from the annotation of a GenBank genome assembly.
AUGUCUAAGAUAGAUCUUAAUGCUAAAUCAGAUCAGUUCGUAUUUAGAAAUGUCGUAUAUCAUAAGAGUAAAGGUACUUAUUCUUUAGGCAAUAGGAAAGUCUCCUACUCCAGGUUAAGAGAAUUAUUUAAGGAAUCUUUGACCAAACUAGGCUAUGACCAAAGUUUGUAUGGGCUUCACAGUUUCCGUUCUGGGUGUGCUACUUCCCUCGCUCAUACUCUCGAAAAUAAUCCCUCCAAGGAGAGGCUGCUGAAAUUACACGGUCGCUGGAAAACGGAUCUGGCGAAGGAUAUGUACAUCAAAGAAUCAGUAGACCAAAGAUUAAGUUUUGUUAAGAAUCUAGGCUUAUAA